AUGACAGUCACGGUUCCCCAGAAGUUUGAGAACGUGACAAAGGGUGAAAGUGCUCUUCUCCAGUGCAACUUUGUUACCACUGAGCAGAAAACCAGUGACCUCAUCAUCCAGUGGAAUUUUGUUUCCAAAACCUCCAUGGUGCCACAGCAGGUGUAUUACUCUCAGUCAGGAGAGGGUGUGAUUUCCAAACCAUAUGAAGGCAGGUUGAAGCCAUCCAGCUCUCCAGCUUCUACCAACAAUGCCUCAAUAACAAUAAGCAACAUGAAAGUGUCCGAUGCAGGGGUCUACACCUGCGAAGUCCACAACUUCCCUGAUGUCAGUGGGAAGACUGAGGCAACUAUCACUGUCAGCAUUCUUGAGAUGCCCUCUGUGCCGUUCUGUGCUGUCCAUGGUGAUGUGGAGUCUGGUCACCUGGUUACCCUCACCUGCCACAGUGAGCAGGGAAGCCCCACCCCCUCCUAUACCUGGACAAGACUGGACCAGAACAAGACCAAUAAACCUGUGCUGGGGUACACCGAUCCGAAAUUAGGAUCCUUGUAUAUUAGAAACAUAUCCCAGUUUGAGUUUGGAGAGUACCAGUGCAGUGCCUCUAAUGAUGUGGGAUCUGCCACUUGCACUGUGGAGCUCAAUCAUGAGCUAGGUGAUGGGGCCAUUGCUGGUGCAGUCAUUGGAGCACUUCUUGGAGCUCUCCUAAUCAUCCUUAUUGUCUUGUACAUGACCCACUCCAUGAAGAAGCAGAAAUACAAGGAUAUCAAGGAAACAGAGAUGCAGGCCAAACCUAAGAGUUCGACCACGGUGGCGUAUGAAGGCGUCCCUACCAUGGGGAGUAGCCACCAGGCCUUUGUAACCUCCGAGGGGGUUCCCAUGGCAACACAUAGCCAUGCCCAUGCUGACGCUGAUGGAGAAGAGGCCGAGGCUUAGGAGAAGCCUGACACACACGUCUGGGGUGACAUCACUGUCUGGGGUGACAUCACUGAUCUGAAAAACACUGCUGCACUGAAGGUUACCAAUGCCUGUGUGUUUGGAGAGUGAUUCCAUAGCAUUUUUUAGUUUGUUUCUGAGUUUGUGUUUUUGUAUAAUGUGUGUUUUAUUGACACAUUUAAAUAAUGCUUUGUAUUUGUUUUGUCAUUUUAAGAAAGUUAAAGUUAUUGUAUUCCGAAUAUCUUUCUUUCACACGCAAAAAAUACUAAUCACUCUACAGCCUGAUUAAUUCUAAUAUGUGGUAAUCCAUCCAU
Messenger RNA from Oncorhynchus masou masou (cherry salmon), 1235 nucleotides. Its product is annotated as V-set and immunoglobulin domain-containing protein 1-like. The record is from RefSeq and is a predicted model, not a curated record. Gene Ontology annotation, biological process: epithelial cell morphogenesis; maintenance of gastrointestinal epithelium. The transcript is spliced from 6 exons. The coding region runs from base 1 to 921 and encodes 306 amino acids. Gene Ontology annotation, cellular component: plasma membrane. Lineage: Eukaryota; Metazoa; Chordata; Actinopteri; Salmoniformes; Salmonidae.